UCUGAUUCAUUUAUGAUUUUAAGACAGCACCGGAUGUAGUGUCUGGCGCGUUUUUUAGAUUGUUAGGUCAUUAUUAAUCUCUUUAUCAGAGAACAACAAAGAUGUCUGGUGUACCUAAUAAUUUUAGAAGACGUCUCAGUGGGAUUAGGGAUCGCAUAAAUGCCCAACUUGACAGUUUACUUGAAGCAUCACCAGCAGAGCUUGGAGAACAAAGUCUUGUGGACAGGUUUGAGAUGUUCCGCAACGAACAGCCGUUGCAUGGUCCUGCUCGUCCCAGAAGGACGCGGAGGAGAAAUGUGACAUGUACAUUUAAAGUAACUCUUCUCCGCACUGGUAUUGAUCGGUUAUCUUCUUUGAGAGAUGCCAUUGCCAGUCAGAGACUUGUUGUACAGAGAGAGCAGAGUGAGACACAGUUUGCAGAAAUUCUCAGAAGCACGUUUCCACAGCUUCAAGGGAGAGAGUUUGAAUUAUGCAGGGUUGAUGCACAGAGGCAGGUUUCACGUUUGAGUCUGGAGUCAAAAACCCCAGCAGCCAUAAUUGGUAGUGGGCAGCUAGGAAGAUCGGCACUUUAUGUACAAGAGAAGAGUACUUAUGCACUUGCACAAGUGAACUCCUCUCCAGCUCCAGCCGUGGCCUCCUUCUCAUCUCCAGCCGUGGCCUCCUUCUCAGCUCCAGCCGUGGCCUCCUUCUCAGCUCCAGCUCCAGCCGUGGCCUCCUCUCCAGCUCCAGCUCCAGCCGUGGCCUCCUUCUCAGCUCCAGCUCCAGCCGUGGCCUCCUCUCCAGCUCCAGCUCCAGCCGUGGCCUCCUCUCCAGCUCCAGCUCCAGCCGUGGCCUCCUUCUCAGCUCCAGCUCCAGCCGUGGCCUCCUCUCCAGCUCCAGCUCCAGCCGUGGCCUCCUCUCCAGCUCCAGCUCCAGCCGUGGCCUCCUCUCCAGCUCCAGCUCCAGCCGUGGCCUCCUCUCCAGCUCCAGCUCCAGCCGUGGCCUCCUCUCCAGCUCCAGCUCCAGCCGUGGCCUCCUCUCCAGCUCCAGCUCCAGCCGUGGCCUCCUUCUCAUCUCCAGCCGUGGCCUCCUUCUCAGCUCCAGCCGUGGCCUCCUCUGCUGCUCCAGCUCCAGCCGUGGCCUCCUCUCCAGAAGUUUCAGUGGCAUUUUCUUUACUCAGUCCAGACACAGAUAUUUAUAUCUCAGAUGAAGAUGAGUAUGAUGUUGACCUGAAAUCAUUGUUAAAUACAAUGUCAAACAAAGUGGAUUUUACAGCUGCACCCAUUUCCAACCAAAUCAAUGUAACACGAUGCAACAUCCUAGACAGUGGCAUCAGAGCCUUCCGACGCCAACGUUUUAACCCUGAGGCAAAACUAGAUGUUGUGUUCAGAGAUGCUGAUGGGAUUGGUGAGGGAGCCGCUGAUGAGGGUGGACCAACGAGAGAAUUUUUAACUUUGCUGAUGAGGGAAAUCCACUCAUGCGAAAUAUUUGAUGGAGAGGACUGGAAAAAAACACUUGCCUGCAAUUCCAAAGCACUGUACAAUGGAAUGUACAAAAUAGUUGGACGGAUGAUAGCUGUGUGCCUGAUACAUGGUGGUGUGGAGCCAAAUUUUUUUUCAGAAAGACUGUUCUGUCAGGUGUGCAACCUUCAGCCCCCAGUACCAGACCUUCAAGAGAUUGCUGACUAUGACUUCAGAGCAAAGAUGACCAAGAUCCAGUUGGCACAGAAUGUAAAUGAAGCACAGUGUGCUAUAAUGGAGGCGUCUGACCAAUUAAGUAUGCUGGGGUCUCUAUGGCACAUCCAGACGCUAGAAGACAGAGACAACUUAGUGGAAUCAGCUACCAAGUUUUUCAUCGAGAACAGGUUGAGGGAUUCCUUGGAACAAUUUAAAGAGGGCCUGGAGUGUCUUGGGCUUUUACAUUUGAUGCAAAAGCAUCCUCAGCUCUUUAAAGAAGUAUUUAUGUAUGAGGAGAAGCCACUUUUGGCCGAAGACAUAUCUGCUUUGUUUAAAGCAGAACUUUCUCCAGUUGGCAGCAACAGGAGAGUAGUGGAGAGUAGAACAAUCUGUUUCUGGAGGGACUGGCUCAUAGAAGUGGAAGAAGGAACUGCAUAUCCCCUCACCUUAGACAAGAUUCUUGGAUUUGUGUCAGGAUCUACUGCUAUUCCGAGGCUAGGGUUCCCAGUGGAACCCAAAUUGGAGUUCUUACACCCUCAAGAGAAUGAGGCCCCUAAAAUUUUUCCAGAGGCAAAUACCUGCAGCAUUGUCUUGAGGCUACCAAUCCAUCCCAGCUAUGAACUCUUCAGAGAAAACAUGGAAAGUGGUAUUUUGCAAUCCCCCACUUUUGGAGUGAUGUAGAAAAAUUGUGUUGGCUGUUACUGAUGUAAUAGUUUUAAAUAUUUUCAUGUUUUAAAGUUUUAUUAUGAAACAUGAAGAGCUAAAUUGGCACACCACUGCUCUAAGAGUAGAAAAAUAUUUAUAUUCUCACCAAAAGUGA
Cyprinus carpio (common carp) is the source of this 2475-nucleotide messenger RNA. RefSeq lists its product as uncharacterized. Gene Ontology annotation, molecular function: ubiquitin protein ligase activity. Gene Ontology annotation, biological process: protein polyubiquitination. Lineage: Eukaryota; Metazoa; Chordata; Actinopteri; Cypriniformes; Cyprinidae. The record is from RefSeq and is a predicted model, not a curated record.